This is a messenger RNA of Strongylus vulgaris, 462 nucleotides long. NCBI's taxonomy places the organism in Eukaryota, Metazoa, Nematoda, Chromadorea, Rhabditida, Strongylidae. The record is from the annotation of a GenBank genome assembly.
UUGAGGUGUGACCCAAAGAAGUGUGGAGAAGGAGAGCUGCAAAAUCCGCAAACAGGAGAAUGUACAAGUAUUGAUUGCCCACUUGGAUAUUAUCCCUCGAACGGAAUGUGUCACGCUUUUUUAGAUGUUGACGAAUGCGCGACCGGAGAUAGGUGUGGACCAGGGGAAGAGUGCGUUAAUACUGCUGGUUCUUUUCGUUGUCAGCAGAAAGGAAACAUAUGUUCCGCUGGAUAUGCCGUUAACAAAGACACCGGCUUUUGUGACGAUAUCAACGAAUGCUUGGACAAGUCUGUGUGUGGUGGAUUGAUGUGCAUCAAUUUGCCCGGCAGUUAUAAGUGUCGAUGCAAUGCGGGAUACGAAUUUAACGAAAAAGUAAGAUUUUAUUAUAUUGAUGAGGAUUUACACGCUAAAUUAUCAGAAAAAGAGAGAAAGACAAAAAAAGAGAGAUAUAUUAUGGGUUGA